AUGAUGACUGGUUACAUUAAGCAAAAACACGGUUUCAAUGUCAGUCAAAAAAGAAUUGGAAAGGCCCUGUCAACUGUUUCGCCAGCAUAUCACGCAAGACGUCAAACAGAUACCGCAAGGUCUGUUAAUCCUAUCCCUUACAGGGCUGACUAUUUUGGUCACAAACUUCAUAUAGACCAAAACGAAAAAUUAGUAAUGUACGGUACAACGCAUGUCGUAGCAUUGGACGGUCACAGUCGCUUUGUUGUUGCUGCUGCUACAAUGCCAGUCAAAAGCAACCCCGUGAUAUAUUCGCAUAUAUACAGAAAGGUAUUGACCACAUAUUGCAUGUUUGACCAAGUUCGGGUGGACCACGGGAGAGAAUUUUUUCUCAUGCUGGGGAUGCAGGAGUAUCUGGAAAAUAUUCGUGGUGACCAAUUAAGUUUACCUUAUCAACAAACAGAAUCGAAAAGGAAUCUACCAAUUGAAAGAUUUUGGGUUGAAGUUAAUGGUCGAGUUAAUUAUCCAAUCAAAUCAAUACUAGUCGACAUGGACAAUUCAUUGAUUAUAGACAUGGAUAACAAUAUUCAUAAGUUCUGCGUUUCUUUUGUCACCUGCAAAGUUGCAAACUUUGGGCUGCAAACAUUGGUAAGAGCCUGGAACUGUCACCCAAUACCUGGUAGGUAGAUUAUACAAGUCCUGGCAUCCUGUUAACAACAACUAUUCAGCUUCUUUGCACCUUUAAAUUUUGUUUCAGGUGGAGGAGUUCCAUUGAAUAUUAAAGAGAUGACAACUCGAUAUCCUCCAGUGCAGCAGAGUAAUGUCCCAGACACCGCAACAGCUAUGCAAAUAUACAACCAAACAUAUCAAGGACGGAUUUCUGAGCCUAACCAAUUCAGUGACGAUCCUUUAAAAGACCAUCCACAGUUUUUAGCUAAUCGAAACAGAGAGUUUAAUGAAAUCUGUAAUAUUGAACAAAUUUAUAACGAUGUUGUGAACGAAAAUGAUAGAUCGUUUCGACAUGCCGUACAUUGUUUUAUUGAUAUCACUGAAAGAUACAACGCUCUUUUGUAAAAUUGUCUUGUUGCUUUCGCGCUCACUUCUGCAUUGUUAUCAGGAAAAAAUUUGAGUGGGAGAAAAAGUUUUAGUCUUCCUAGUAGGGAUUAACUUUCCAAAAAAAUAUUCAAACGAAACAUAAGAAUUUUUUUGUAAAAAGCAUUUGAAUUAAUUUUUAUCUCCUUUGACGUUUGUUACCCUGUUGUUGGUUGGGCGCACAGAAAGAUCUUACUUAUGUACCCCCGGAUUCUGUUGCGCGAACUCGCAAGAUCAAGAGUGUUUUUAAUCUUCGCUAAAGGUCAAGAGUGUUUUUAAUCUUCGCUGAAAAACACUUGCGAAAGACCUGGUUUCUAUUAACUUGAAAUCAAAAUGCUCCUUAACGAUGUUUUGGACGUAAAUAUGAAAACGAUUGCAAAAAAACCGUCGUCAGCCUGGAGUGUUUUUUAACAUUGGUUAGCCUGAAAUUUUCUUUAUUUCGUUCUCAUGCGUAAAGCAUCUUUUUUAUGGCAAAUAUAUUCGCUUCCAGACUUUAAAGUUCAUGCAAAAUGCAAAAGACUGAAAAAAAGGAUCUUUUUUCAGAGAAUGUGUAAUGUACCUAAGUAUUGCCGCCACUUUAAAACAUAAGUAAAACAUAUUGUGAAGAAUAAAAUAUAUUUUGAAACAUAAAAAAUACAAGUUUUUACAAAAUUAAAAAUAUUUACACUGUGACAGAUAAAAACCGGGUCAUAAAAAACAGUGGUAAGAAGAUUUUUGCCUUCCUCUCUCCGUUUUAAGUAUAUAGUACAUAAAAUAAAAUAAAAGCUAAAAUAAAUAAGAAAUAAUUUUUUGACAUCGAACCGCCUUAAAACUAUGUAAAGAUAGUUUGAGUGAUCGAUCAUCGUCAAAUCAAUAAUGUAGAAAAAGGUAAUUUUUGAGGCUCUAUGAAGAAGGGUGCGCAAAGUCAGUAACGCUAUCAAUGUUAGUUUUGAAAAAGUAUUCAGAAAGAUUUUCAAAAGAACGAUGGUGUUUUAUAAAAUUUAAUUCGGAAAGACAGAACGUAUUUCUGCAAGCACUCCAUCAAAAUUAUUAGUUUCAAAAAUUGCGUCGAGUUCGUUGGACCUGCAAUGUGGGCAAUUUUGAUUUUCUAAAAACCAGCGAUCUACACAUUCGCCACAACCAAUUAUUCUUCUGCAGCAGGAACCCAUUUUCACCGGACUCCGGCUCAACCCACGACAUAUCAAGCACUCGAAGCUUUGUUUUGCCUUCUCACAGAUCUUUACAGAUGAUAAUGCUCGUUGUGCUGCCUCUCGUGUAUCUUGGUCCACACAAGUUAAAAUCACGCCAGAUUGGACGAGGCUGGUGAGAAAAGUUGGCGACAUUAAAAUUACUCACCAAAAUUAAUGGACUGUGUGCUUGUUCUUCGUGGCGUAAAAUAAUCAAAUGUUUCGAGAUCAUUGGCUUUUACUGCAUAAACCUUCCGAGCCGCGGCUUUCCAGAAGCUUAUUCCUGUAAGAAGAAAGUGUUCUCUUUAAAACUGUGAAGAGGGAAAAGAAUUUUCAGUCCAUAUUCAAAUAUAUAUAUACACACCUCUUGUGGCUGCGGAGUCCUCGUAUCGUAAACCACCUCCUUGCACUAACACCAACGUUCGAUCUUCGAAUCGUGUUUUUGCCAUCUCCGUGAUUGCGUCGACGUUUGCUUCUGCUUCCGUUAUUGUUAUAAACGAAAUUCGUUUCUGAUUAACUGUAAAAAAGAAGAGUAUUUAUAAUUUAUGAAUGUGUAAAAUUAGAACGUUUAGUAUAGAACAAUAUCAACUUACCGA
Molecule: messenger RNA, 2833 nt
Organism: Hydractinia symbiolongicarpus
Lineage: Eukaryota; Metazoa; Cnidaria; Hydrozoa; Anthoathecata; Hydractiniidae
Exons: 4
Coding region: 1-666 (221 amino acids)
Source: RefSeq, a predicted model, not a curated record